AAAGAGUCGAAUUGUACAACGCGUCACGGCAAUCAGAGUGAGCGCACUACACGAUCAAGUAAAAGUAUCUUUGUAUCCAACUAACUACCUACACUGGCGGCCUACACAGCACAGCGUUAAAUACUUGUAGUAUUUGUUGUUUAGUUUCUGCAGAGAUUCCAAAGCGUUUGGGUGUGUUUUUCGUGCUACGCGUUGUCGCCGUGCUAUUAUCGUCACGACCAUUGCUAAGAUUGAAAGUGUAUUGAGUAGAGAAACGAGCGAAAACAUAAAAAAAUCUGUGUGUGAAGGCAACAACACGCUAGCCACUCAGAAAUUGGCAAAUUUUUAAGAAAAUAUUACAAGAACAACAAAUCAAGGUGUAGCACAUUCGAAAGGUGGCUGAGUGACGCGAGCAUUGUUGACAUUGAAUUUGUGCCGCAACGCGUUUGGAGCAACAAAAAAAAAUUUUUUUUAAUAAAAAAAGUUUAAUUUUUUUUUCUCAAUUUUAAUUUGAAGCGUUGUGUAAUCGCCACAACAAACGGCAGCUGAACAGACGCAAACUAGUUAGCUGGUUGGCUUUUAAUUAGUGAAACGGCUAAAAGUAAAAUAAGAAGAAAAUUUCGGACUACGAACAAGUGGAGAGUGAGUCCACAAAUUGUGUUUAACUAAGCAAUAAACACACACACUUACAUAUGUGUAUACAUGAAAAAUAUUAAUCGACUAAGCGAGCGAAGAAUCAAAGAGAUACAGAGAUACUGAGAUACUACAAUCAUCGCCCCUCCCAACCACAACCAAGCCGCACGACACGUCCACUCCAACGCACCAAUACAACAACAAAUUCAGUGAAAAUAAACUGGUCAAUCAAGCAGAUAAUUCUUAGAAGACACACAGGCUGCAGCAAACUGAAACAAGAAACAACAACAAGAGGAGAGCGUAAAAUUAUAUAAAAUAAAAAUAAAAAAAACAACAAAAAAGUACGCUACAACAAAAAAAAGUACAUUACAACAACAUAAUAGUACACCAAAACUGCAAAAAAAACUAAUAAUAUUGCAAUAAAAAGCAACAACAACAAUAGAGUAAAACAACAAAUUAAUAAGAAACUAAAACAACCAAGUUAGUUUACAACAACAUAGACCAAUAACAAAAUUAAAGACAAACAAAAGUAUUGCAAAGCAAUAACAAAGAAAAAAAAUAAAAACAACAACAAUAAUAAUAUUUCGAAAAAACAACAACGAAAAUAGUGUACAACAUCAAAACAUUUUACCCCCCAUAGUAAAAAAUAUUACUAAGCCCUAACCGCAACCCCUAAACAACUUGAGUGCAAUCCAGCCACGACAACAACAACAACAACCACUCACAGCUACACAAAUCCACUAUGCAGGCCAUCAAGUGUGUCGUCGUCGGCGAUGGUGCCGUCGGUAAGACUUGCCUCCUCAUCAGUUACACAACAAAUGCCUUUCCCGGCGAAUAUAUACCGACCGUGUUCGACAAUUACUCGGCCAACGUGAUGGUCGAUGCAAAACCGAUCAAUUUGGGUCUCUGGGAUACGGCCGGACAGGAGGAUUACGAUCGUUUGCGACCACUCUCCUAUCCACAGACAGAUGUCUUUCUCAUCUGCUUCUCACUGGUGAAUCCAGCCUCAUUCGAGAAUGUGCGAGCAAAAUGGUAUCCCGAAGUGCGUCAUCAUUGCCCCAAUGUACCGAUCAUAUUGGUCGGCACUAAGCUGGAUUUGCGCGACGACAAAGCGACAAUUGAGAAAUUAAAGGAGAAAAAACUGACGCCCAUCACAUAUCCGCAGGGUUUGGCUAUGGCCAAGGAGAUCGGUGCUGUUAAGUAUCUGGAAUGUUCGGCGUUGACGCAGAAAGGCUUGAAGACAGUCUUCGACGAGGCUAUACGUUCGGUGCUUUGUCCAGUGAUGCGGGUCAAGCGUUCGCGCAAAUGUGCGCUGUUGUAAAUGCUGCUGUUAGUGGUGUGUGGACGGGCGCAGUGCAGCGAAGUGGUUGCCACCUUUUCAAGCGUAAGAUUUUAUGCCGAUUUAGGCAAGAUCGCUUCGGUUUUUUGUUUAUUUAUUAUUUUUUGAGGAUCUAAAGACAAAAUUUGCAUGCAACGAGUGAGCUUGUAUCAUUCUCAAAGCAAUGCUAAUGACUUUUGAUACACACUGUUAUAUGAAGUAUUGCUUUAAAAAUAUGUAAUUUGCCUGAUAAAAGCAGAAAGUAGAUUAAAAAAGCAAAUAAAAAAAAAAAUUUUUGAAAAUGAAAACUCAGCGCAAAAUUAUUGGAAUUUUUAUUAUUAACUAAUUAAUGCACCAUAUGUGUUAUAUUUGUUGUGCAUACAUACACACAUAUACAUACAUACAAAUUACUAGAUGUGGAGAAAAGUGUCAGUUUAUGCGUGUGUUAGCAGCAAAGCGCAUUAGAUUUUUUACAUUUUUAUUUCAACUUUUUCUUAUUAUUUUCAAUUAUUUUUUGAAUUUUUUCUCUCUCACAUUAGUUUGUAACCCAAUAAAUAUGAUUGUAUAGCGUAGAGAAGAAUAACAAUUGCAUAUACACACAUAUAUAUAUGUACAUAUGUAUAUCGGUAUAUAUUCAAAUACAUAUAAAUAAUUAUGUACAACAAAAAAAACGACAAAAGCCAGACCAAAGCAAAAGCUUACUUAAUUCCAAUUCAGCUCCACAGCGUUUAUCUGAAAUCAACCUCAGCUCAGCUGGUUUUAUGAGUUGCCCACACACUCAGAGUGAGAUAGCGAGAUAAAAAGAGAGAGCGCACAAUAUUUAUGUAUUAUACGACAGUCAACAAACUGUGAAAAGUAUGUGGAGAAGCGUGUAAACUAAAAAUGAACGAGAAUUUUAUCAGAAAGAGUUAGAAAAUAUUAAAAUUUUAAUAUUUUUCCAAUAUUUCUGCUUUCUUUGUUUACAAAUAUCUGAAAUUAAUACAUGCAUUAAAGUUGCUUUGAGAGGGUGCAAAAUAAUAUCGCAUAAAAAAUUCAACCAAAUAAAGAUUGAGUUCGAAGAAAUGUUAAUGAAAAAAAUUUUAAGAAUAUGCAUAGCUUCGGUAGUAUAUCAUGUUAAAACGCAAUGUUUUUUUAAACAUCAUUUACUGUUUUUAAAGUGAAAUCCUUAACAAUCAAACAAAAAUUAAGCAUUGGCUAAUGUGACGUCAGCAAGACAGCUGUUUGCGGUGUCAGUAAAGGCUUAUACUUAUAUAAGUUUUCACACUCUCUCGAUUGUAGUCACGAAAGUCCGGUUGCUGCUUAUGAACUCUUUGAUACUCAAAUAAAGUCUAAAAUGAUCAGUAUUGAACAAACAUAAAGCUGAUUUUUCACUCCCUCGCUCUUUUGCGAGAUCUUAAUCCUUAUUUCAAAUACAGAUCUUUAGACUUACUUUCACUAAUAUGUUUCAGUUUUCGCAACAACUUUGAAAAUAUUUUCAAACCUAUGUACCAUUUUCACCUUCAAACAGAUCAAUAACAACAUAUAUGUACAUAAUUUUGGAUUCAUUUUUCGAAAAUACUGAAAGUUAUCAAUACAUAUUUUAAUUAUAUGUUUUACUUACAAAUCUUUUCAAUAAAAUCUGCUUUUACGAGUAUUAUGUGGUUACGCGUGUAAUUAUAUAAACAAAUGUUUUUCCAAUACAUUUUCAAUUGAAAUCGUUCAACUUUGUAUUAAGGAACUUUGACUUUCUUUUGCGUUUCUUAAAUACCACAACUCCCCCUAACGCCCUAUCAAAAGGAACAAAAGCUGCAAUUGCUUAAUUUUUAAAGUGCAAACGACCACUUGUCCCACAAAUUUAUGCACUUAUGGUAAAGUUUCAAAACUAUUCAAACAGCUAAGUAAUGAAUUUUUAAGUGGCUUUAAGAGUUUACUACGGCAUGUGCCUGGUUUUGAAGCUUUUAACCCCAAAAAACCUAAAGUGUGUAUAUUAAAAGUUGGGUUAAGUGUGUGAAACAAUUAAAUUCAAUAAGUUAUACUCUUUGACGCCUAAGCACAAUACGUCCUGCGCCAAUUUUUUAUACACUCAAAAAAAGUAGGGAAUAUCAACUAUACAUGCAAUAUACAAGAUAUACUGUAUUGGUAUUUCAGGAAAUUCUUGAAUUUCGCUGAGUUUUUUUUGCAGAUCUUUGGCACUUUUUGACAUAUUUUUGGCAACUAUGUAGAGUUACCAGAUAUUAUUGAGUUGAUUCCUCAAUUAUUUCGUUUGGCCAAUUAUCAUACUCGAGUACGCAAAACUAAUCCAAUGACAAGUGAACAUUUUGAUGCAUUGUAUCUACAAGUGAUAUGUGAUUACUCAUUAUACACAGCAAUUUUAAUAUAUAAUGAGACAGGACUAUAUGUGGUGGAUGUGGCAAAACAUCCCAACCAAGCGCCAAUAAUUUUUGCCGAGUGACCAAAGAUGUGUGUGGCCUUGCAUUGUCAUGAUGGAAUACAACUCCUAUUCGUUUUAUCAAUUCGGGCCGCUUUUCUUCAACUGCAUUGUUUAAUUUCGUUAGUUGUUCAAUGUAGACAACAGAAUUGAUCGUUCGGUUGGGUAGUAAGAGUUCAAAUUAGACAAUUCCUUUAUAAUCCCACCAAACUGAUAACAACACCUUCUUUUGAUGAAUACCAGCUUUUGAUGUUGUUUGAGCUGAUUCACUUGGCCUGCUCCACGAUAUUUUCCGCUCGAUAUUGUUGUAAACAACCCAUUUUUUAUCGCCAGUUAUCAUUCGUCUUAAAAAUGGAUAAUUUUCAUUACGUUUCUUUAGCAAAUCGCAGCUGUUUAUGCGUUGCGUUAAAUGCGUUUCUUUCAGUUCAUGAGGAACCCAUGUAUCGAGUUUUUGAACAUAGCCAAGUUGUUUUAAGUGAUUUUCAAUGCAUGUAUGUGAUACCUGAAGCUUCUCUGCAAUUUCACGUGUUGUACUGUGACGAUCCGAAUCGAUUAUUGCUUUGAUUAGGUCGUCAUCAACUUCGACUGGACGACCAGAGCGUUUUUCAUCUUUGAGUGAAAAAUCACCAGAACGAAAUUUGGCAAACCAAUUUUGACACUGCCGUUCUUUUAUGGCUUCGUCGCCAUAAACAGCAAAUAACUUUUUGUGAGCUUGCGAUGCGUUUUUCCCUUUGCGAAAAUAAAAAAGCAAAAUAUGACGAAAACGUUCUUUUUGAUCUUCUAUUUUUCAACGAACGCCAAGCGAAAACUACGCAACCGAUCAAACAACUUUUUUUUACUGAUUGACAGCUAAAUUGCCAACUAUCAAAUAACAAAAUGUGUUUUACAUUUGGACUACGUCAGCAAACCUAAAAAUUCAACUGAAGCCAUCUAUGAGUGAAAUGCGCAAUUACUUAGUUGCCAACCCAAUAUAUAUAUUUAAAAGUAAUAUAUUUCUGACAAUGGGAUUGUUUCUAGAUGGGCUAUCACUCGCUAGCCAAGUUUCUGCUGGAAUAGCAUUUUUUAGUUCAAAACACCAGCAGAAGGGAGUACAAGUUGAUGGCGUAGGAAGUAGCGAGAGCUGCUAGUUUCUGCUAACAGCAAGUAGCUACUACCAUAUGAAGAAGAGAAAUAGCUGUUAAAUACAUGUGAUAUUUGACGUAUAUACUUAAAUUAUGUUUAUUUUAAUACUUUUUAAUUGUGAAAAAAAUAUUAUAUUGAUAGCUUUUCAAGUGUUAAUAUGCCGUCAUUAUUAAAAACAACAUAUUGAUAUUUUUUGUUAAACUGAUCAAUUUUUCUUCUUCCUGAAAGUUAGUGGCUUUAGAAACAAAUCAAAUAUUUUCCGAUCUUCUUCCAGCUUUUCAAGUGCUCUGCUCUUAUGAAGUAUUAAGGUUUUUAUAAAUGAGAUAUUUUUAAAGCUACAAGUGUUUAACUUGCGCGUGAUGACUUUUGGAUUGUACACAGUAUGUACUAUGUGUACAUACAUAUAUAGAUACAUAUGGAAAUAUAUGGUUCAUGAAAUACUCAUAGAAGUUUUCGAACAAAUAUUACGGAAAUAUUAAGUUCAUACAUACAUACAUAUAAUAGAAGUAUAUAUAUAUAUAGAUUUAUGUACAUAUAUAUGUAUACAAAUCAAAAAUCAUGUUGCUCGAAUUUAUUUUGAUGGAGCAAAAUCGAAUCAGGCAUGCGUCAUGAAGAAUAACGCAACCGCGCCUAAGCUUUAUAGAAAUCGAAGAAUAUAUCAGUAGAUAUGUAUGUUUAUAUAAUAUAUGUAUUAGACGAUAAAUACUUCAAUGUCACUGACUUAUUGAGUAUAUUCUUAGAAGUAUAUACCAAUACAUACAUACACUACUACAUAUAUAUCGAUGCAUAUAGUUAUACCAAUACAAAGCACACACCAGCGUCGACUAGUAUCUACUUUUAAGAAAUAUAUUAAAUAAUAUUUAGGCAAACAAACAAUUUAUCGAUCUAAGUUGUGCGAUAAGAUUUGUUGGCAAAUACUGACGUACUAAGGGCAUCUAAAUGUGUAAAUACACACACACAUACACACAUAUAUUCGUAUGUACCUUGAUAUGUCUGUAGACCUGUUCAGCAUUAAGUAAAGAAUUGAAGUAAUUUUCUUGUUUAACCCGGCAAGGUCAGCGACGGGCGGCUUUCUUUAUUUGAUGGCCGGUGAACGCAGCCAGACAUACACACACACACACACACAUAUACUUAUAUAUACGCACGGUAAACAAAAAAGUAAGCGCUGAAAAGAGUUAGGUUCGAUUUGUUUGUAUAUAUGUAUGUAUAUCUUUUGGCAUACAACAACAAA
Messenger RNA from Bactrocera oleae (olive fruit fly), 6690 nucleotides. NCBI's taxonomy places the organism in Eukaryota, Metazoa, Arthropoda, Insecta, Diptera, Tephritidae. The record is from RefSeq and is a predicted model, not a curated record.